Rotaria sordida is the source of this 204-nucleotide messenger RNA. NCBI's taxonomy places the organism in Eukaryota, Metazoa, Rotifera, Eurotatoria, Philodinida, Philodinidae. The record is from the annotation of a GenBank genome assembly.
AUGUCACAUAAGCAAAAUAUUCGUUCAUUAGUUUUAAUAAAGCAUAUAAAGAAAAAAGAACCUCGUCAUGAUUUACCAUUACAUAAAAUUCCUGAACUUCUUGCUAAAAUAACUUUAAUAGUGUCGUCCAAUACAAAACAAUUAUCGACAUCAAUUGAUUGUUAUGAACAAUUAUUUAAACAUUAUUCAGAUAAUAAUCAUUGA